Molecule: messenger RNA, 585 nt
Organism: Diaporthe citri
Lineage: Eukaryota; Fungi; Ascomycota; Sordariomycetes; Diaporthales; Diaporthaceae
Exons: 2
Coding region: 1-585 (194 amino acids)
Biological process (GO): adenylate cyclase-activating G protein-coupled receptor signaling pathway
Cellular component (GO): plasma membrane
Molecular function (GO): G protein-coupled receptor activity
Source: RefSeq, a predicted model, not a curated record
AUGUCGAUAUUCGUGGUUGUGAUCGUCCUCUAUGCCAUUAUAUUCACCCGGGUCCGCCGACGUCUCAUGGCGAGGGUGAACAGCAACCAGCACCGCUAUUCCGUGACUUAUGGAUCACAAGUGGAAUUGACUCAAGGGCAAGAGCAGUUGAUACACGCUCACGAUGAAAUCUUGAAGGGCCAGAAAACUGUUCCCGGUGCUGGCCCUGACGAUGGCAAAGACGAUCCGGUCAAGCGCCCCGAACUGGCUCGUUCCGCUUUCUCAUACGACGAUGAUGCCGAAAGGCAAAGGAGACAGCUGAGGCUGGCGCUCAAGCCGAAGCUGCGGAUCAUACAAAGCUCGAAGCUUGACCAGGAAACGUGGCACUGGUUCCUGCUCAGCGCAUUUCCUCUGUCCUAUAUACUUGUGUGGAUUCCGGGCCUAGCGAAUCGCUUUGUCGAACUGAGUGGAAACUCGUCAAGCUGGCUGUCAGCAUUGCAGGCCAUGACCCAGCUCACCGGUUUAAUCAAUGCUAUGGUAUAUGGUCUCAGAGAGCAUCGUGGCCUGUGGCGAAAUCUUGGAGAGCGUUAUCACAACCAAUACUAA